AUGGAAGAGAUUAAGACGAUCGAGGCAAAAGUGGUGCAGUUUUAUGACCAGAUAAAUCAGAUCCAACUCCUACAAGAUUGUAAGUCUUUCAAUGAUGGAGUCCAUUCGUCAGUGUCAAUGUCAAUGGAGAACAGAACCAUGGUAGAUGAAGAAAUUACAGUGGGCUUUGAUGAUGAGGCGUUGACUAUAAAAGAGCUACUUGCUGGAGGGAAGAAGCAGCUACAAAUGAUAUCAAUUGUUGGGAUGCCUGGACUCGGUAAGACAACUUUAGCCAAAAAACUAUACAAUGAUCCUUUUAUCAUUUGCCACUUUCAUAUUCAUGCAUGGACCUAUAUUUCUCAAGUACCCAAAAAAAUGGAAAUGUUGUUGGACAUUUUACAUUUUAAUGUCCUUACUGAUGAAGAUAAACACAUGAGCAAUGAAAUGUUAGGCGACAUGUUGUAUAAAAAAUUAAAGGGAAAAAGAUAUCUCAUCGUCAUUGAUGAUAUAUGGGAUAUUGGUGUCUGGGUCGAUCUUAAAAUGUAUUUACCAAAUGACAAAAAUGGAAGUAGGGUUAUGUUUACUAGUCGGCCCAUGCAAACGUCACCUCAUAGCCAUACUCAUUGUCUGCAUUUUCUAACUGAAGAAGAAAGUUGGGAAUUAUUUCAACAAAAGGUGUUUCAGGAUGAAUGUUGCCCUACAAAACUGAUUGAAAUAGGAAAGCAAAUAACGAAAAAAUGUCCAGGGCUUCCACUUGCAAUUGUUGUUAUAGUAGGACUUCUUGCAAAGAACAACAAGACACAAGAGUGGUGGAAACAAGUUGCCCAAAGUGUUAGCUCAUACAUUGUUAGUGAUCAAAACCAAUACUUGGACACACUAGGACUGAGUUACAAUCACUUGCCUUGUCACUUGAAACCAUGCUUUCUCUAUUUAGGAGCAUUUCCCGAUGACCAAGAAAUUUCGGUGCAGAAAUUAAUUUGGUUAUGGGUAGCAGAGGGAUUUGUACAAAACAUUGGGUAUGUAAUGCCCCGAAAUAAUUCAACAUAA
Messenger RNA from Camellia sinensis, 1026 nucleotides. Lineage: Eukaryota; Viridiplantae; Streptophyta; Magnoliopsida; Ericales; Theaceae. The record is from RefSeq and is a predicted model, not a curated record.